AAUUAUAAUUAAUUGUACAAAUUAGAUAUUAAGUUGAUUCUUUUUCCAUUAGAAAGUAGACUCGAAUAGCUUCGAUUCGAGUACUUAUACGCGUAAUUCCGACAUCGGGAAGGGGUUCAACCGGACUGACAAAGUUGUCAAAAUCAGACUCACUCGCUGUACGCGUUUUGGACGCGUUUUGAACGCGUUUUGACUCAGUAAACGCGUUUUACUAUUUAAACACGUUUUUCUGGUUAUUUAAGAGGGUUUUGGGGCUGAGAGAAUUCCUAAGUUGAAUCUGAGAACUGUUACCUAAAAGCGUUGGACCAGAGAAGUUUUAGAGCUAAGUUUGGAGCCACGAGAAGGAAUUCUAAGGCAGAGGAACGUCGGGGAACCGUUUGAAAGCAAGCUUAGGAGAAAACCAACCAUGGCACGCAGAUCACCUCCUCCUCCUCCUUCUCCUUCACCUGCACAGUCUGAUGUUUCUAAUUUGGUGAGAGUAAUGGAAUCUUUUGUGGUGGCGAUGCAACAGCAGAAUGCAUCAUUGAUACAACAAAACACAAUUGCAUUACAACAAUUGGAGGCUGCUAGGGUGUCAGCUGAGGCACACCAGAGGCAAUUUGUGGAACUAAUAAACGGUGGUGCAAGAGCUCCCGCUGACCCAUUCUAUAUUCCGCCCACUCCUAUUCAAGAGUGGAGUCUAGAGAAUUUUCUUCAACAUCAUCCAGCUAAAUUUUGUGGCAAUACCAGUGCCGACGAAGCAGACCAAUGGUUUAGAGAUAUGGAGAGAAUUUUCAAUGCCAAAAACUGCCCAGACGAUAAUAGAUUGGCUUAUACUGAAUAUUUGUUGUCAGGAGAAGCCAAUCAUUGGUGGACCAGUACGAGAACACUGUUGGAAAUGAGUGGUAAACCGAUCACUUGGAACUUAUUCCAGAAUAAGUUCUAUGCUGAGUACUUUCCGGACAGUGUAAGGUAUACCAAGGAAGUAGAAUUUCUCCAGUUAGUGCAAAGGGGAAUGACUGUGACAGAAUAUGCCGAUAAAUUUAAGCAUCUUAGUCGCUUCCAUACUCUGGAUAUGGAUGAAGAAUGGCAGUGUAGGAAGUUUGAAAAUGGACUGAGAGGAGAUAUCAAAUUGCUGGUCAAAGGUUUAUGUAUCAAGGAGUUUCCUACAUUGGUGGAGAGAGCUAAAGUGUUAGAAAAGACAAAGAAUGAAAUGCAAUUUCAGCAGAGACCACCCCAGAGGAUUGGUGGACCAUCUGGGUCCAAAUUCCGGCAUGGAGACAGGAGAAAGCCCUAUUCUAAACCUCCUUUCCAGGGGCUUAAAGGACCUUCAUUUCAUCAAUCUGGCCAAGCAGGACAACCUGGAGUGGUGAAGUGCUUUAAUUGUGGAGGACCACAUUAUAGGUCCGUUUGCCCUCAGUUAGUUGGUCAUAUGAAGUGUAAUGCCUGCGGGAAGGAGGGACACUUUGCUAGGAAUUGUCCCACAUCUGGAAGACCAAGGGUUCAGCAACCGACUAGUCAGUCUCAACAGACGGCAGAUGUCAAACCGCAGGCUGUGGGCAGAGUAUAUGCAAUGACCGGAGCAGAGGCAACUGGGCCAGAAGUCGGUGAUAUGCCGGUGGAGCAAGCCUUAGAUGGAGGAUCGACUGAAGAAUAGUUUUAAUAAUGAAACCUAUGUUUUUAUUUCUGUUUUAAGGUGUGGAGUGUAAUUAGUUUGAAUUAACAGUGAGGGUUUGUAUAAUAAUGAGGAAAAACUCUUAUUCCUCCUUCUAUCAACUGUUCUAUUGUAUCAAUGAUGUAAGAACUCUAUUAUAGUUUGAUGCUAUAAUUAUGGGGA
Vigna angularis (adzuki bean) is the source of this 1816-nucleotide messenger RNA. RefSeq lists its product as uncharacterized. Gene Ontology annotation, molecular function: zinc ion binding; nucleic acid binding. Bases 407 to 1636 code for a protein of 409 amino acids. The transcript is spliced from 3 exons. The record is from RefSeq and is a predicted model, not a curated record. NCBI's taxonomy places the organism in Eukaryota, Viridiplantae, Streptophyta, Magnoliopsida, Fabales, Fabaceae.